AUGCUGCUGCAGCAGCUUGCAGUUGCCGCGCCCCGGCCCGAGACCACCUUACCCUGCGCUUGCAGGACGGCCAAGCGCGCGCACGUGCCCGACCCGCACGAGAACAACUCCGCCGUCGAGAUCUGCACCGACGACCCGGCCGGCAACGAGGGUCUCCAACGCAAGCUCAACGCGCGCCAUCUGACCUUUAUCUCGCUCGGCUCCGUCAUAGUCACGAGCAUCUUCCUCGGAGUCGGCAAUGCCCUCGUCACGGCCGGCCCCAUGGGCUUGGUGCUUUCCUAUCCCGUGAUCUGUUCCGUCGUCUACUGCGUCAUGCUCUGCGUGGGCGAGAUGGUCACCUAUCUCCCCGUCGCGGGCGCCCGUAUGCGUCUGUCGGCGCGCUUCGUCGACCCCAGCCUCUCGGCCGCCAUGAGCUGGAACUACUGGUACUGCUGGGCUCUCAUCGCGGCCGCCGGGGCCUCUGCCGUGGCCGUCCUGAUGACGUACUGGACGGAUGCUGUCAAUAGCGGUGUCUGGAUCGCCAUCUGUCUUGCCGUCACGCUGGGUGUCAACCUGUGCGGACCGCGUGUGUACGCUGAAGUCGAAUGCUGCAUGUCAUCCGUCAAGGUUACCACCAUUCUCGGCCUCAUCAUCCUCUCCAUCGCCGUGGACGCAGGUGCUGGCUCCGACGGCGACGUCAUUGGGUUCUGCUACUGGACAGACCCGGGCCCCUUUGUGCAGUAUUCGGACGUCCCAAGCCGGCUGGUUCAGUUCCCGGGCAUCUUCUCGGGCCUGAAGACGGCAGCCGACGGCUGCGUCGGUGUAUUCAUCUUUCUGGUGAAGCUGACCGCUCUGUCUGGCUUCAUCACCUGGGAGUGUAUCGCAGUGACCUACCUUCGCUUCAGGGCGGACAUGAAGGCGCAGCAAGUGCCCAAGAGCGUACUGCCAUGGAAGAGCGGUUUCAGCACAAUCGGUGCGUGGGGGAUCAUCAUUGUGAUAUCCUCAGUGUUAUUGUUCAGCGGGUGGCUUAUGUUCAAGGAGGGAAACUGGAGCACGGCCGAGUUCUUCGGCAACUACCUGCCAUUGAUGAUGUUUGUGGCUGUGUACGGCGGCUUCAAGGUGGGCACGCGCAGCCGAUUCGUGAGGACGAGUGAGCUGGAUUUGACGACGGGCCUCGAAGAGAUUGAGAGGAAGACAGCGCAGUGCAAGGAAGAGGACAAGGCGGAGAAAGCGACUAAGCCAGGAGUAGAGUCGCGACUGCCUGAGGAGGCUCGUGGCCUUGCAAGUUCGCUGCAGCGCAGGGCAGCAUUGCAGCCAAAAUUUGCGGCCAGCGUGCGUGGUCGGCCGGCAUCAGGUUGGACAGACUGGAGUCAGUCGGUCGCGGCGCCCGGGCAUCAAUCUGUGACAAACGAUUUGGUCACCACCACCAAAGGUGAGUAA
This is a messenger RNA of Emericellopsis cladophorae, 1419 nucleotides long. Its product is annotated as amino acid transporter. The record is from RefSeq and is a predicted model, not a curated record. NCBI's taxonomy places the organism in Eukaryota, Fungi, Ascomycota, Sordariomycetes, Hypocreales, Bionectriaceae. Bases 1 to 1419 code for a protein of 472 amino acids. The transcript has 4 exons. Gene Ontology annotation, molecular function: amino acid transmembrane transporter activity. Gene Ontology annotation, cellular component: membrane. Gene Ontology annotation, biological process: amino acid transmembrane transport.